Alternaria arborescens is the source of this 624-nucleotide messenger RNA. RefSeq lists its product as hypothetical. The coding region runs from base 1 to 624 and encodes 207 amino acids. NCBI's taxonomy places the organism in Eukaryota, Fungi, Ascomycota, Dothideomycetes, Pleosporales, Pleosporaceae. Gene Ontology annotation, cellular component: membrane. The transcript is spliced from 5 exons. The record is from RefSeq and is a predicted model, not a curated record. Gene Ontology annotation, molecular function: serine-type endopeptidase activity.
AUGGAUCUGACGCAGAUGCACCGACUCAACUUGUUUCCCUUGCUCCAUUGGAAUUUCAUCCACAUGAUCUUCAACCUCUUCGCCGUAACACCACUUAUCGAGCGCUUCGAGUCCGAAUACGGGACACUAGUCACGCUGGCGCUCUUCACCGGGCCUUUCGGAACCAUACCAGGAGGCGUAUACACCUUGUUGGAGAAGUUUGUGCUGAGGAGUAAUACCUCGGUCAUGGGUGCGAGCGUAUGGGUGUUCCUCCUGCUAUCAGCCGAAGUAAUGAAGACACACAAGGCGAACCCCUACUUUAGUGUCGGACCCUACAAGAUUCCAACUUGGACCACACCACUCAUUCUUAUCGUUCUGACCAGCAUACUCAUCCCGCACGUCAGUCUUGUGGGCCACCUGUGCGGUGCAGGCCUCGGCUACCUCUGGGCUUCCGGAUACAUCAAGUUCCUUGUACCACACGAGAAGAUCUUGAGAUGGAUUGAGACGAAACUGAACCUGCUCGGAAGGUUACCGCACUACGUCAGUGUCGACCAAAAGACAUACGGCCGCUACGGCGUGCUCCCAACUACGAGCGUGCCGCUGAGCAAUAGGACUCCUGACGGUGGACAACGACUUGGGCCGUAG